Felis catus (domestic cat) is the source of this 2391-nucleotide messenger RNA. RefSeq names its product Wnt family member 8B (gene WNT8B). Gene Ontology annotation, biological process: multicellular organism development; neuron differentiation; canonical Wnt signaling pathway. The transcript is spliced from 5 exons. Bases 1 to 969 code for a protein of 322 amino acids. The record is from RefSeq and is a predicted model, not a curated record. Gene Ontology annotation, molecular function: frizzled binding; cytokine activity. NCBI's taxonomy places the organism in Eukaryota, Metazoa, Chordata, Mammalia, Carnivora, Felidae. Gene Ontology annotation, cellular component: extracellular region.
AUGACUGGUCCAAAGGCUUACCUGAUAUAUUCCAGCAGUGUGGCAGCUGGUGCCCAGAGUGGUAUUGAAGAAUGCAAGUAUCAGUUUGCCUGGGACCGGUGGAACUGUCCUGAGAGAGCCCUGCAGCUGUCCAGCCAUAGUGGCCUUCGCAGUGCUAAUCGGGAGACAGCGUUUGUACAUGCCAUCAGCUCUGCUGGGGUCAUGUACACUCUGACUAGAAACUGCAGCCUCGGGGAUUUUGACAACUGUGGCUGUGAUGACUCCCGCAAUGGGCAGCUGGGGGGCCAAGGCUGGCUGUGGGGAGGCUGCAGUGACAACGUGGGCUUCGGAGAGGCAAUAUCCAAGCAGUUCGUCGAUGCCCUAGAGACAGGACAGGAUGCCCGGGCCGCCAUGAACCUGCACAACAAUGAGGCUGGCCGCAAGGCGGUGAAGGGCACCAUGAAACGCACGUGUAAGUGCCACGGCGUGUCCGGCAGCUGCACCACGCAGACCUGCUGGCUGCAGCUGCCUGAGUUCCGCGAGGUGGGCGCGCACCUGAAGGAGAAGUACCACGCGGCUCUCAAGGUGGACCUGCUGCAGGGUGCCGGCAACAGUGCGGCCGGCCGCGGCGCCAUCGCCGACACCUUCCGCUCCAUCUCCACGCGGGAGCUGGUGCACCUGGAGGACUCCCCGGACUACUGCCUGGAGAACAAAACGCUAGGACUGCUGGGCACCGAAGGCCGAGAGUGCCUGCGGCGGGGGCGGGCCCUGGGCCGCUGGGAGCGCCGCAGCUGCCGCCGGCUCUGCGGGGACUGCGGACUGGCGGUGGAGGAGCGCCGUGCCGAGACCGUGUCCAGCUGCAACUGCAAGUUCCACUGGUGCUGCGCCGUCCGCUGCGAGCAGUGCCGCCGGCGGGUUACCAAGUACUUCUGCAGCCGCGCCGAGCGGCCGCGGGGGGGCGCGGCGCACAAACCCGGGAGAAAGCCCUGAGGGUCUCCUUUCUCCCCUCCUUUCCCCAUUUGUCCUUGGCUUCUUUUAGAGACCCCAGUAAUAGAGGAACCUAGGGAACUGUCCCCCCUCCCCCCCACAUUCCCCUGCCCAGGGAUCCCAAGAGGGAGAGACGCUACAAUCUCUCCAGAGCUUGCCACUUUCCACCCCUUUCCUAGCUCUUUGCCCUCCUCCAGUCCAUCAUCACCCUGCAUCAUCCUCACGGUCCACACUUAGGUCUGAGGGCUCCCAGUUCUGAGAUUCUGAUUCUCCUUGGACUAGGAUGAGAAUAAGUGUUCUUCCUCCCCUUCCUAGCUGCCCUAACGCCUGACCUAGCCUAUACAGCCGUAGGGAACCGGAAGAACACUUCUCCGAUAUACAGGGUCAGGCUAAAGCCCUGCUUCUCUCUUUUGCCCAUUUUCUUGCCCUCCCGCCAUUUCCCCAUUUUCCUACUGCCAGGUCUCUACCAUAGCCACAUCUUUUUUUUUUUUUUUUUUUCUGCAGAGCUCCUUCCAUGCUUUUGAUUCCUUGCUAACUGUUGACAGGCACCCCAGUGAUCUCUAAUGCUUCCUCUCUCCUUUUCCCUUUCCCUUAAGAAAAAUUGUGACAAAACUGAUGCAGGAGAAAGCAUGUCUUUGGGGGUCGUUUCCUAGAGGCAGGGCCUGAAGAUGGAAGCAGUGGGAACCCCAGAGUGCCGACUUGCUGGAAACUAGGGUGUUCCUCAUCCUUGUGAUACACGUCUCCAGUGGACUUUGCCAGUCAGACCUUCAUAGACAAUCACCCCAGGUGCUCCAGGCAGACCCCCCGUGUUUGGAACUAUGUAAGGGCAGAUUACGAGUCACUUGCUAUCUUUUAACGUCAGCUUCUCCCUACUGUUUCCUCCUAGCCGCCGCCGUUACCUCUUCUCCUUCCCCAAAUGAUCCUUGCUCCUUUGAGCCAAGACUGAGCUAAGGAAUGUCAAUUUCCCAUUCAGAUCCCAGCUUGCACCUCUAAAAGCAGAUCAUAAAGCAGGAGAAGCUGGGACCCUUUCUUUUCACAAACCUGGAUCUCAAACAGGCAGGAUUCAGGGCAUUGGAUACUUUCCUUUGAUAGGUAAACUUCCUGCAGGGAAACUUUCCAAUAGGAAGUUCAGCACCUCAAACUUUAAUUUAUUACAGUCACUGUGAUAUGUGCCUUCUUUUCUAGGUAUUGAACUUAUUCCUGGGGACACAGGUAAGGGUGAGUGGAAGAUAGAACGUCUAGGCCCUCUCUUCCCUUCCACCUUGCCAGAACACUAUCCUCCCUUAAGCCUCACUUCCCUGAUGGCCUAAGUAGUUACACUGGUCUGUAUGAGGCUAAUCUGCCAACAAUUAGUGAAUAAUCCACAUAAACCUUCCACCAAUACAUUCACUCAGUAGCUAAGAGCUCACUGCUUGUGGUGCUUGA